AUGGCUGGCCGUGCGCUGUUGGUGUGCGCCCUCUGCGCGCUGUGCUGCGCUGCCGCCGGCGCGAUGGCGGUGGAGGGACAUGCGCCAAGUGGUGUGACGAGUGGCGGAGGCGGCGCUACGGCUUUGGAGAAGGCGUUUCCGCCGCGUAAUGAGACGAACCACACCGUGGUGCAUUCCCCCUGCCCUUGGGUGGUGGGAGGGGCCAAGGGUGCUGGGACGUGUAAGCAGGUGAACGUAACCGUCCGCACAUUUUUGCCGUCGAAGCCGGGGACCGCAGCGACGUCGGACGCGGGUGUUCAGGGGGCGCAGGAGCGGCCCACGGCAGGCGCCUCCCAGGGCCACGACGGGGGGAGAGUGGCGGCGGCGCAGGGCAACGCUCUCGGCAGGCAGCCGGGCAAGCCGCCGAUGGAGCAGCCG
This is a messenger RNA of Trypanosoma conorhini, 417 nucleotides long. RefSeq lists its product as uncharacterized. NCBI's taxonomy places the organism in Eukaryota, Euglenozoa, Kinetoplastea, Trypanosomatida, Trypanosomatidae. The annotation marks the transcript as partial. The transcript has a single exon. The record is from RefSeq and is a predicted model, not a curated record.